Metopolophium dirhodum (rose-grain aphid) is the source of this 2228-nucleotide messenger RNA. Its product is annotated as protein gooseberry-like. The record is from RefSeq and is a predicted model, not a curated record. Gene Ontology annotation, biological process: anatomical structure development; regulation of transcription by RNA polymerase II. Lineage: Eukaryota; Metazoa; Arthropoda; Insecta; Hemiptera; Aphididae. Gene Ontology annotation, molecular function: DNA-binding transcription factor activity, RNA polymerase II-specific; RNA polymerase II cis-regulatory region sequence-specific DNA binding.
GGAGCAGUGUUCGAUUCACGGGCGGUAGUGUACGUUUUGCGGUCAUCGCGCGAGUUCCAUUCGCGACGCGCAGUGGUAAAUGUUAUCGACUCACACACAGACACACAUAUGUAAACAUAUUUUUAUUCGAUUUAAUUUUUCGUUCGGUCAUUAAACAUCGGUAUCGUUUUUCGUUCAUUCAUAAUAUAUCGUUUUUCGUUUUUCGUUCAUUCAUAAUAUAUCGUUUUUCGUUCAUUCAUUCAUUCGGUUUGCGACGCCAAGACGAUAAUUGGAAAAUCUCACGAUGUCCGUGUCCACGUUGAAUAUGACGCCCUACUUCACCGGAUACCCGUUUCAAGGCCAGGGCCGCAUGAACCAGCUCGGUGGCGUGUUCAUCAACGGACGGCCGCUCCCCAACCACAUCAGACUGAAGAUCGUCGAAAUGGCCGCGGCCGGUGUACGCCCGUGUGUCAUAUCUCGGCAGCUCAGGGUGUCGCACGGCUGCGUGUCGAAAAUCCUCAACCGGUACCAAGAGACCGGAAGUAUACGGCCCGGCGUGAUCGGCGGCAGCAAGCCUAGGGUGGCCACGGACGUGGAGAGACGCAUCGAGGAGUACAAGAAGGAACCCGGCAUGUUCAGCUGGGAAAUCCGUGACAAGCUCGUAAAGGACGGUAUUUGUGACAAAAACUCGGCCCCGUCUAUCAGUUCCAUUAGCCGACUACUGCGUGGAGGUAGAAGGGACGAGCUGAAAAACCAUUCAAUCGACGGUAUUUUGGGUCCGAGCAGCGCCGACGACUCUGACACUGAAUCGGAACCGGGUUUCCACUUGAAACGCAAACAGCGCCGGAGCCGAACCACGUUUACUGGCGAGCAACUCGAAGACUUGGAGCGCGCAUUCCACAAGUCCCAGUACCCAGAUGUGUACACAAGAGAAGAGCUGGCCCAAAAAACCAAACUCACCGAGGCCAGGGUGCAAGUGUGGUUCAGCAAUCGCCGGGCUCGUCUCCGGAAGCAGAUGGGCACGCACCAGCACAUGAACGCCGCGGCAGCGGCAGCGUUUAACCCGGCCGCGGCUGUCGUGAGCCUCUCGGCUGGCUCGUUCCAGUCCGCGUCCAGCGGCCAACACGGAGCUCACGGCCAGUAUGGUGGCCACGACCAUCACUCGACCACCGCCGCGUCGAACUUCAAUUCGCCCCAAGGGACUUCCCACGGCACGUGGCCCACCGCCGCCGCCGCCACUGGAUACUAUCCGGCGACUUCCUGCAACUACGGGCCAGGCGGCAGUGGCAUGAACGGCGGCACGUCCGCCGACGCCAUGUACCACCACCCGCACCACGCGCACCACCAGCACAACAAUAACAACAACAACAACGCUGGCGCUUCGUAUUCGCCGCAGGGAACGGCGGUCGACCAUCAUUCGUUGGGAUGGACAAAGCCCAACAAGGACGUGACAGCCGCCGCUACUUGGAGCCCGGACAAUUACUCGUUCUUUGCCGGCGGCAACACCAUAUACGGGUCAGGUUCCAACUUGGCUCCGCACUCGGCUAGCGAAGCCAAGUCUGGCUAUCCGUACUUCGGUCAACUGUCCCAAAUGGACGCCAUGUGUGGCAGGGUGCAUUAACUGCAUUGAAUGCAGCGGUGGAGGCUUUUAUUAUAUCGGCGUAAGAGGAGGCGUCGUACCGUUUUCAAACUCGUCCCCUUUCCCUUUCCUGGCCGUACAGCAAUUUUAUAUUAUUGCCGUGUUUUCUCUCGGCGAAUCCGAUCCGCAGCAAUAUAAACUACGCAAGAACAUAUUUUUUAUUUGAUCAUCAUAAUGUUAUAUCAAUAUUGUAUAUUAUUAAACUAUUAUCAUUAUUAUUAUUAUUAUUAUUAGCAAAUAUUAUCAUUAUUGUUUUAUUGUAAAUAAAUACAAAACUAACGUCUAACGGUACCUAUAGUAAAACCUUACGCGUACCUAUAUAAUACAUUGUAACUAUAAUACAAUAUUAUAAUUUUACACUAAAAAUGUUUUUUUUUUCUUAAAGGUGCACAGCGCAAUUCGUAUUGUGCAUAUUAUUAUGUAGUUAUAAAGAGUAAAAGAUAAGAUUUACAAAAAAAAAAAACAUUGUACAUUAUUUUCAUGUAAUAUAAUACUAUUAUAAUAGUAUGUAAAAAAGAUCCAGCGAGUGUUAUAUCAUAUUAUAUCAUACACACUAUAUUAUAUAUUAUAUCAUGUACAUUAUAUUAUAUACUAAUAAAAUCGUCGUCGA